CUAUCAGAGAGAUUUCAGCACACAGGACUGAUAAAGCUCCAGUGUAUCAUAUCUGUAAAGUCAUGUGACUCGUCACACCAUCAGAAUAGACAAGAAUUCACUGUGAGCUUCACACCUCAUUACAGCUAAUGGACCAAUCAAAUCAGUCCACAGCUUCAAAUCAUCCAAUCAGGUGUGAGUCUGGACCUGGUUUUGUACUGAACACACAAGUUCAUUAGAUCACUUGGUGUGAACAGGAACGAUGAUCAGACUCUUUGUCGCUCUUUGUGCUCUUUUUUCUCUCUUCACAGCUGUGAAAACUUCUGACAUCAAGGAGAUUGACGUGAUAACAGUAAAGCGUGGAGAAGAUGUAACUAUGAAGUGUAGCAUUAGCAGUGACACAAAGAAAGAAGUAGUUUGGUACAGACAGAUUUCAGGAAAAUUACCUCAGUAUUUUGCAAAACCAUACAAGAACGAAUUGGGCUACAGAUUUAGUGAUGGAUUUAAUGAUGCUCGUUUCAGUUUUAGUGUAAAUGACAAUAAAUUUGAUCUCAGUAUUAAUAAAACAAGAGAAGAUGAUGAAGGAGAAUAUUUCUGUGGGGAAAUAGAAGGAAAUGUAGUGAAGUUCACAUCUGGAACACGUCUGCAAUUUAAAGCUAAAAACACGACACACCGUCCAACAUCUGGAACAACACACAGAGAUUCAUCCAGCAGCAGAGAAACAAAUAAAGACACGACACACAGUAAUACACCUGGAACUACACACAGAGAUUCACCCAACAGCAAUAAGACAAGUGAACACAACUGGAUUCUUGCCUUAACAGCCUCCAAUAUAUUCUCUGUUAUCGUAAUCACACUUCUGCUUGGAGUUUUAUAUAAAAAUCACAGAAAAGAUGCUUCAUCAAGCAACCAUCAAAUUCCCACCAAUCAGACUGCUGAUGAUGUCUUGAACUAUGCAGCUGUGAGUUUUGCUAAAAAACCUUCAUCCUCCAGAACAUCCAGAGCCAAAAAUACCCAUGAAGACGUUUACGCUCAAGUUAAAAUAUAAUAGAGAAAUUAUAUUUCUAAUUUAAAGCACCAGACAGUAGAAACAUUGCUGUAAGUUAAAUUUUAAUAGCUUUUGCAUUUUAAGGUGUAAAUUUAUUUUUUUCAAACAUUUAAUAUUGUUACAUUUUUCUGAAUAUAAUUAUUUUUAUAUUAUUAGUCUGUGUUUAUCUGCAUAUUGUUGUGAAUUUUAUGUGCAUAUAUUUUUAAAUAAAUAAACCAAACUAUA
Molecule: messenger RNA, 1252 nt
Organism: Tachysurus fulvidraco (yellow catfish)
Lineage: Eukaryota; Metazoa; Chordata; Actinopteri; Siluriformes; Bagridae
Exons: 7
Coding region: 242-1027 (261 amino acids)
Source: RefSeq, a predicted model, not a curated record